Piliocolobus tephrosceles (Ugandan red Colobus) is the source of this 358-nucleotide messenger RNA. RefSeq names its product WAP four-disulfide core domain protein 3-like. The annotation marks the transcript as partial. Lineage: Eukaryota; Metazoa; Chordata; Mammalia; Primates; Cercopithecidae. Gene Ontology annotation, molecular function: serine-type endopeptidase inhibitor activity. The transcript has 3 exons. Gene Ontology annotation, biological process: antibacterial humoral response; innate immune response. Gene Ontology annotation, cellular component: extracellular region. The record is from RefSeq and is a predicted model, not a curated record.
AUGAUGUUAAGCUGCCUCUUUCUUCUGAAGGCACUUCUUGCUCUUGGGUCCCUGGAAUCCUGGAUAACUGCGGGAGAACAUGCAAAAGAGGGGGAAUGCCCUCCUGAUAAGAACCCAUGCAAAGAGCUGUGCCAGGGCGAUGAAUUGUGUCCGGCUGGGCAGAAGUGCUGCACCACAGGCUGUGGUCGGAUCUGCUGAGACAUUCCUAAGGGGAGGAAAAGAGAUUGCUCCAGGGUUAUUCGGAAACAAUCCUGUUUGAAAAGGUGCAUCACUGAUGAGACAUGUCCAGGUGUAAAGAAAUGCUGCACGUUUGGCUGCAACAAGAGCUGUGUAGUCCCAAUCUCUAAACAGAAGCCAG